AUGACUAGGGGUUCCCCUCAUCGAUCGCACAAAAAACAUCGUCACAAGAAUCGUGAUAGGUCUCGUUCUCCAUUGGACCAGAUUACUGAUAGGGUUGCUACCAGGCGAGAUGAUCAAUCACCUAGUGAUACUGGAGGCACUGGUGUUGAUAGUUCUCUCUCAGUUGCGGAAACAAAUGCGUUGCGGGCUAAAUUGGGUCUUGCUCCUCUGGAUGCUGAUGAUACUUCAAAAUCAGAACGAGCAGUAGAUAACCAAGCCGACUGCUACGUCCAUGCACCAGCUAAAGAUAUCAGAAAAAUAAGGGAAUCAGAAGCAAUCAAAGAAAAGCUAAAUGUCUUGAAAGAGAAAAGGUCACUGUUAGAUAAAAUUGGGCAGGAAAAACUGUCCACGCCUUCUGCAUGUGAAUCGGAUGUUCAAUCAUGGGUUGAGAAAAUGCGUGAGAAAGAACGAAUUCAGAAACAAGCCGAAGAAAGAGCAAAGCUUUUGUCUGAGAUUGACGAUCAGUUGGCUGUUUCUGAGUUUGUAGAGUCACGGUUGAUUCAAAAUGGUAAAAAGUACAAACCCAAUGAUUUGGCCGGUCUUCGCGUUGAACACUGCUCAUCCCGUUUUGUUGACGGUCAAUCAGUUAUCUUGACGAUUAAAGACUCAGGUGUUUUGGAUGAAUCUGAAGACGUUUUAGUGAAUGUAAAUAUAAUUGAUGAUGAAAAAGCUGAUGUCAAUAGAGAAAAUAUAAGAAAGACUACCGGUCUGGCAGGAAUUGAAGACGAAGUGGAUGAGGAUGUACUUCUUGGUUUACGCUCUAAAGGUGUUCUAAGCAAGUAUGAUUCAGAGAUUAAUGGCAUUAAAAAAGACCACUUUGUUAUUAAUUCUGAUGGCUCUUAUAAUACAGAGAAUGAGCGUUUAUUGAAACAACUACAAGCUGAACUGAAAGAAGGACGACAAUCGUUGCCUGAUACUGAGCUUCGUAUAGCUUCUGAGUACUACAGUACGGAAGAAAUGGCUGCGAAAUUUAAAAAGCGUAAACGUCGUAUCAAAACUAUUCGUCAAGCACUGACUGCUGAUGAACUUUUGAGUGAAUUGCCAGAACAAUCAGGGUCUUCUGAUUUAGGAAGCCGUUCAACAGUUAGAGAAAAACGCUUAAAUAGUAACAUCCCAUCUGCAAAUGACACGUUUCCGGCUGAAGAAUUUUCUGCACAAAUAAUAGAUGUCAAAGACAGUUACGAAGAAUAUUGGUCUGCAGCAGAUCAUAUCGAUGAACCAGAUGAGUUGAGAAGUGAAUUAGAGAAAACUAUAGGGCGAGUCGUGCAAUCGAAGUCACGGGUUGUUUCUAAACCGGAAGAAAUUACAUCACAACUCUUAGCAAAAAAUAUAGCUACUCAUUCAUCCGAAUCCGUGUCACAGUCACUUGCGUCUGAUACAUUGACAAAUAAUAGCAAAAAGGACAAUGUUGUGUUCGACUCUACUGCAGAAUUUUAUAAGUCAAUUGGUAUUGGUUUUCAAGAAAGUAUGAAAAGAAAUACUCGUUACAAUCAGUUCUUACAAAAUCAGUCUAGAUUACAGAAUAAUGGCGGAGCAGUUGGUACUAAUGAUGAUGAUAAUACGAGUUCAUCACCUACAAGAUUGCCGUAUAAAGAGGAAGAAGAAGAACGAAAACUUGAUUAUGAUUCAGAAGGUAGUUAUCGCAUGAAAAGUGAAGACUAUGAUACAAAUUAUGACGACACAAAGUUGGAAGCAUCAAACGAUCGAUGGCAUACUGUCGGUAAUGAUAUUCUUGGGAAUUCGACUCGAACAGUACCGAAACCAACAGUCAAAAAAUCUGGGCAGGAACAUUUUAAAGCAGAAAAUGCUGAUAUACAUGGAGUUUUAGAUGAUGAACCACGUCUGGAUUCAGGAGUAUUUUCAGCCAUUCGGUUGGCUGAGAAAAAAGGUUAUAUUGAUAAAGAAAAAGAGAAACGAACUGGUUCUGGAACUAUGGUCAAUCUAAUGGCUAAACACUUUGUCCAAGAAGAUAUACGCUAUGAUGAUAUUGAUGCGAAAUUUUACAAGCGUGAUCGUUACUCUGGUCCAUUAUCAGAUUUUAAAGAGUUAACGCAAUAUAAACCGGAUAUUAAAUUAGAAUACGUUGAUGAGCUAGGACGCGAUUUAAGUGCUAAAGAAGCUUUUCGUCAAUUAAGUCAUAAAUUUCAUGGAAAGGGUUCCGGUAAGAAUAAAACACAGAAACGUAUGAAAAAAAUCAAUGAAGAGUUUCUUCUUAAAGCCAGCACCAGUUCAGAUACUCCACUGGGAACAGUGAACAAACUGAAUAAAAAACUAGAAGCGAUGUCAAUGCCUUAUGUAAUUUUGAGUGGAAAAAAUGCAGCUGUAAAGAAGCUGACGAAAUAA
This is a messenger RNA of Schistosoma mattheei, 2382 nucleotides long. The record is from the annotation of a GenBank genome assembly. NCBI's taxonomy places the organism in Eukaryota, Metazoa, Platyhelminthes, Trematoda, Strigeidida, Schistosomatidae.